AUGUUGGAUUUUUGUUUGGUGUUGUUCCAGGAAACGUCCGAUUCGCCGCACGUUGUCGCCGCUGGCAGCAUCUCGGUUAGCGCUGGCGGUGGCGGUGGUGGCAAUGUCGCAUGUUCCACAUCGGCUGCUGCCGCUGCCGCAGCGAUUGCUGCGUCGGCCGCCUCCACCUCACACAGUCUUGACCAAUCGCAAACACCGCCGCCCCUCUAUCAAUGCAUAUAUUGCGGCCACACAUUCCAGCACCAAAGCAAGCUAACGCGACACAUACUCUCGCAUUCGCUAAAAACGCUGGAGUAUCGCGAGACCGCACAGCAUCCGCUCUUGCAUUCGCAUUUGCUGUCGCACGACCUCAAUUUGGCGCAGUUGCCACAAUUUACCACGUACCAAAUGAAUGCUGCCGCAUUGGCGGCCAGCGGCGCCGAUACUCAGGAACAACAAGCAGCUGCCGCUGUUAUGGCUGCCGCCAUGGAGCUGGCGGCCACAUGCGGUAGUGUUGGUGCGCGUAGCGCACUCGAUCUCGACGGCAGUGGUGGCCGACUUGGCCACGGCGGUGGUGUGGGUGGCGGUUCGGCUACGGACAAUUGCGGCAUUGGUGGCACGUCAGCGGGUAGUGGCGGUAUGGUAUUGAGCGGCGCUGGUUCGUCGUCUUCUUCGACAUCGGCAGCGGCGGCGGCAGCGGCCGCAGCUGCGUUGGCUGCAUCGUCGUCGUCAUCGGGCGCAUUGCUGGGCGCCUCAUCGAGUGGCGCCGAUCCGAAUGGCGUUGUGCUGUGCAAAUUUUGUGGCAAAAGUUUUCCCGAUGUCCACGUGUUGAUCGGCCAUCUGCCGGUGCAUACGGGCGAACGACCGUUUAAAUGUGAAUACUGUGGCAAGGCGUUCAAGCUGCGCCAUCAUAUGAAAGACCAUUGUCGCGUCCACACGGGUGAACGUCCCUUCCGUUGUCACAUGUGCGGGAAGACCUUCUCACGUUCAACCAUACUCAAGGCGCACGAGAAAACCCAUUUUCCCAAGUAUGUGCGCAAAUUUCUCUCACCAAGCCCUGUCGACACAAAGGAUGAACUACCACAAUAGUGAAGCGACUUUAGCUUGCUACUAAACUACUACUAUUAUUAUUACUACUACAACUACAACAUACAGGAUAAUAAUAAUUAUAAUUACUACAACUGACGAUGAGCGAUCGUGAUCUAUACAUAGUUAGCGGUGACCGACCGCAUGUAAGAUCAUGAUCAAGACACCACGAAACAGGUAAAAGGGAGGAGUUGAUGCAGCUGAAGCGGUGCCGACUUUGCUGAAAUACAAACAAACAAACAAACAUACAUAUAAAGUAAUCGAUGACAAACCUCGACGACAAAGAAUUUCGUGGCUGAGCGCCGAGAGUGCUGCCACUUAAUAAUUUAUUUAAAGAAUACAAAAACUAAAAGAAAGAAAAACGCUAGUAAAACUAAAAGUCUGCCUGAGCAUACAAACAGCAGCAAUUAUAUACUUAUCUUAUACAUAUUUGUAACGUAAAUACAUACAUAUAUACAAGAGAAUAAGUGGUAGAAACAAAAGAGAGAGAGAGGGAGAGUGUAUGUGAAAAAGAGACACAUAUAUUAUGAUACAUAUGAAAGAGAAAAGCUGAGAAGCAGCACAUAUGCAUGCACACAAUACACUUACAGUUAUAUACAUAUACCGUUAUUUGAGAGGGAGCGUAAGUGAUGCAAAUGACGAAAGCUAAAGUUAAAGUAAAUAAGUAAAAAUUGUCAUUAUAUACAUACAUACAAGUAUAUACAUAAAACCCCAUAUAUAUAUAUAUAUAUAUAUAUAUAAAUAUAUAUAUACAUGCAUAUAUAUAUUUAAAAUAGUUGUAAAAAAUAAUAAUAAUUAACGCAAGCGACAAGCGAAAGCGAAUAGUGAGUGCAGUGUAGAAAUUUUAGGUUAGGAGCGAAGCUAAAAACAAACGCUAAGCGUAAAUGCAAAAUUUUAAUUGCAUUUUUUUACAAAUAGGAUUUGUGUACAGAGUGUGUUGAGCAGGCGAGUUAUAUGACACUUAGAAAUAAGCGUUAGUGAGUAAAGCGGUAGGCAUGAGUGCGCGAUACGCAACAGAGAACUCAUGCGUAGCACAACAAGAGAGCAAGCAGUUUGCGCUCAAUGAAAAAUAUACACAUAUGUACAUACUAACAUAUGUAUGUGUGUGUGAGUAUAUGAAAUAGUGAGUCCUAAAUGCUACAACUGUAGGAGAGUAGCAAAUGUAAUAGAGAGAGAGAGAGCGCCGUAGCUAACUGCGCUUUUACAGACAGACAUACGUUAUGCAAGUCAUAUUCUUUUUUUUUUUUCUAAUUAGUAACCUAUGUAUUUUAUUAAACUACAUUUGUAUGUGUACUUUAAAGUUUAAGUGAAAGGAAGUAGUUCUAAGAGAGUUACAGUAUAGGAAGCUCGUUACGGUUAAAGAGAGAAAGAGAAGAAGGUAGGUAGGUUGCGUUUAGAAAGAACCAAACAAGUAUAAGGAUGUUACCGUUAAACAGAGAAGAGACGAAGAGAGGUUGGUUGCGCAUAUGGAGGGAAAGAGACGAAGAAAGGUAGAUUGCGAAUAUAGACAGAAAGAGACGCAUAGAAGCCGGUUACGGAUAGAGUGAGUGAGAGAGACGCAGUUAGAGAGCGUGACAAGCAAGAGCGAGAGAGCAAUGUGUAAGCUGAACUUUCAAUUUAUUACAAAGCAGACAUAACUUGCUUAGCAGAAUGCCCAAGUAUAGACAGAACAGAAAAUAAGUUGAGCAAUUUUCAAGCUAGAUUUUUUUUUAGUGUUACUAAUGCUUUCAUUGUACAGUUAAAUAAUGUGUAUUAUAUGGUUUUUGUUACAUAAUACAAUAUAAAAAAUAUGUACAUGCAGACACAAGAAUAUGGAUGUGUGUAGAUAUUAUUAAUUUUUUCACAAUUAACCGUUAGCUGCAGCGCGUAACCCAGCGUUUGCAAGAUCUCAUGUGAUCCGUUUUUUUUAUAUACAUAUGUAAAACAAACAUAUAUACAUACAUACAUAGCAGCGGCCUCACCUUUGUUGGUGAGUGAUUUAAGCAUAUAACCCCCUUCAACACAUAUGCGCUUACAUAUGCAUGUACAGUUAUGUUUGAAAACGAAUCCAAAUAAUUAUCGUUUACAAUAUCGCUAAUAUAUAUACAGCUACAUAGUACAUAUAUAGCAGCACAGUGACACAAAUAUCAGUAAAUAUUAGAAAUUAUAGCGAUUCUUCAACAAAGUCAUGGUUGUUUAUGCGCAUGCGCGCACUUUAUUUUCAAAUUUUCAACAUGCUUGGAGACAAGACUUGGGUUUGCAAGCGCUAGGUUCUCAAUAGGAAUUGCAAUUACCGUUUUUGUUAGAUGUUUUCAAACCGGUUUUGUUUUUAAAACAGUUAUAGUCAAUAAUAUACAUAUAUACAUACAUAUAUACAGUCUUAUAAAAUACAUAGUUACGAAAUAUACAUAGGCAAAGUAAUAAAUGGCAUUGCAAAAACAAACUUACAGUACGAUAGACUUUUUUACAACAACAUAGUUGAGCAAUAUGAGCUUUUUACAACAAACAAUAACACAACAAUUACAGUUACAAUAGAAUAAACAAUUGGUGCUAAUAAACUACAAACUUACAUAGAAUGAAACAUGUAACGUCAAUACAAAAGUACACAUACACAUACACACAUAUUUUGCAUAGAAGAACAGCGAGUUACAAAUUAAAAACGAUUGCCUACAAAAACAAAUACUUUACAUAAUUAUGUAACAUAGUAAAGGUUAUGUUGAAAGCUCUUGUAAAAUAUUUUCCGUAAAUAGAUUGAAUAUUUCUUACUACAAAUGGAUUUGCGAUUUGGAUGAUAUACUUAUAUUUCAGUUUCGAAAGCUCAAAUCCCAUUUCGAAAGUUAGUUCUUGCCUUCAAAAAUUUCUUAUGUGUAAAACUGGAACGAAAGCUCUGUAUUCUACACACAUAUUUCCUAAAGCUCUAUACGAAAGCUCUACUAUAUUCAACAUACUUCCCAAAGUGAAGCUUUAGUUUCGAAUUUCAUGAAAGCCUCCACAAAAAGUAAUAUAAAAUAUCAAUUAGUAAUAUGAUUAAAUUUCAGUAAAAAAAUUUUAAGCUUUGAAAGCUUUCAAACCACGAAUUUGAUAAACAGCUAUUUAACAAAAAAAAUUUUAAUUUGUUUUUCAUACUUGCAUAAGUUUUCCACAUUUGAAUUAUUGAAAUAUUUGGUUUUUGACUAAAUUCAUAAAAAGCUCUCAUUCGUACUUUUUAUACUUUUUACAUAGAAUUCACAGAUAAGUUACUCGUAUCCAUUUCAAAGUUUAAAAAAUAGUCCCUAAUUUCUAAAAUUGCUUGUGGAGCAAGUUUUGAAAAGUUCCGUAUACAACCAUUUUUCGCUAUAGCUGACUUUUUAAACUUUUUGCUUGUGAAGCUUUUCUAUAAACUCACAAUUUUUCGAAAGUUUCGUAUAUAACCAUUUUUCACCGAAAUCGAUUUUUAAGCUUUUACGAGUUUUCAUUUGAACUUUCAUUAUGGUUAAUUUUGAAAGCUUUACAAUUUAAACUUUUUCAAGCAAGCUUUAUUUGCCAAAUUUGUGAAGCUUCCAACAAAUUUUUCACGGAAGCCGUUUUUUUAAAUUUCAAUUUUUUAAAAGUUUCGUAUGCAACCAUUUUUCACCGAAGUCGCUUAUUAGACUUUCUCGAAUUUCCGUUUGAGCUUUUCAAGCAAGUUUCAUUUGCCAAAUUUGUUAAGCUUCUAAAACAUUUUUUACGGAAACCGUUUUUUAAACUUUCGUUUGAACUUUAAUUGUGAUGAAUUUCGCAAGUUUUUAAGUUUAUAGAACUUUUGUAGGGCUUUCUAAACUUUCGCGAGCUUUCGUUUGAACUUUUAUUGUGAUGAAUUUCGCAAGCUUUCAAGUUUAUAAGAACUUUUGUAGGGGUAAACUUUCACUAGCUUUCGUUUGAACUCUUAUGACUAUGAAUUUUGAAAGCUUUCAAGUUUAUAGCAUUUGUAUGAGUACUUUAUUACUUCCAAAGUAAUUUUUCAUUGAAGCCGCUUUAGUUGAUAUUUCAUUGCGGUGAGUUCCGCAAGAUUACAGUUCAUAAAAGCUUAUAGUUCUCUGAAAAUUUCCAUUCAAAAUUUUUUCAGCCAAAUAUUGUUGAUAAAACUUACAAUGAGCUUUGAACUUUUAUUGCGGCGAAUUUUGUAAGCUUUCAAAUUUAUAAGAGCUUUUGUAUGGGAACAUUAUUAUUCAAAAAAUUUUCAACAUGAAAUUUCUUAAAAAAGCUUCAUAUCUCAAAUUUGUAAAACUUUCAAAGAAAAAAUUGUUAGAGCUUUUUAUAUAGCAAAUACAAAAAAACAAGCUUUUAUGUGCAUACUUUAAAAUAUUUGGUUAUGACUGAAGAACUUUCAAUACAACUAAGAAGUAGCCUAGUGAGCUUUAAGCUCCGCAAGUUUCGUUUGCCCAUAAAAAUUAUCACAUACGUUAUACAAAUAUCUUAUAGCUCAGACAGACAGAAUUAUGUAGCUUUUACACAAAGCUUUCACGAAAGCUUUUCAAUAGCUUUUUAUUUCCCAACAUUGACUUCUUUACUUUAACAAAAGUACGAAAACUCACACAUGCAACCCAAUGAACAGACAUGUGCAUAUACUACAUACACGCAUACAAACAUAACCCCAAAGAAAAUAAAGAAAAAAUACAAUAACAACACUAAAGGACUCAAAAUAAAAGCAUUAAAUAAACAAGUUUCAAUAAAAGCAAAAAAUAGUGAGGAGCGAUAAAAAAAUAUAUGUAAAUGUAGUUUGUUAGAAAAUGAGAGGAAAGUGUAGAUAAGUAUGUAUUUCGAAAAGGACUGUGGAGAGUUUUUAAGGCAAAAUAGAGAUAAAAAAACACUUAAAAGUACACAAAAAUUUCUAUAAGGCUUAAUAAAUUACGUAGAAAAGGCGACAUAGCGUAGCAGAGAAAAGACACUGAGCAAAAUUAGGAACAGCAAGCGAGCGAUAAAAUAAGAAACUUCAAUUAGUUGGCGUUAAAGAGGCAGAGCAGACCAAGACCGAAGGGAGCGAAAGCGAGAGCGAUAAAAAGUAAACAGAAAAUUUAUUGCAUAGAGAAUAUCUGUGAUCUUAACGAUAUUUAUAAAAUACAUACAUAAAAAAAUAAAACAAUUAAAAAGCAUACAUAACAAAUCAAAGAAAAUGAACACAACAACACAAAAAUAUAUAAAAGAAAACCAAAAUAAAACUGAAAAUAUUUUAAGCAUAAAAAUAAGAAAACGGCGAAACAAUUUCAGCAUAAUACAGUUAAAGAGGCAAGAAAAUGAAAAACAUAAGUAAUAAAAAAAAUAUGCAAAUAUCGUAGAAGCGUACACACACAUACAUACAGACAUGUGAGUAAUAUUAUAGAGCGCAUUGGAUGAGAGCAGCGUUUUAGAAAUGAAAAGCAAAGCGCGCAUGCGCAAAGUUCUAUCAAAUGCUAUGCUUUGUUUUUGUAUGUAGGGCAAGUAGCAAGCGAAUAUAGUUUCAUUUUCAUAUUUUAAGGCGAAGGAUCACAACAGGCCACAUAAACAGUACUUGCGGACAGGCAUAAUUAGCUUUAUAUACAUAUAUUUCGGCUUAUAUGUAUAUACUAUAGACAUAUAUAUAUAUAUAUAUAAAUUAAAUAUAUAACUUAAUACCCACUCACACUCACACACACACACACACGCAGAUAAACACACAUAUACUUGCACACAUGCACGGUUAUUUUAUUUAGAAAGCUUUCGGCUAACAGUUAUGCAUAGAAAAAAACAAAAACAAUAUAAAUUGUAAUAUUAAAAAUUAAAGUGUAAAAUAAAAUACUUUUUCGGCACUUUGGCAUAUAUUUAAGUUGGAAACAAUAAUACUUUAUGUUUAUUCUUUUUAUAUUUUGUGUAAUAUAAACAAAAACAAAAAAAAAACACAUUACUUCUACUUUCUCUGUAUGCAAAUAUAUACAUAAAUAACUGCAUAUAUAUGUAGGUCUAUAUAACCGAUAUAUACAUGUGUAUACAUUUUCCCUUUUUUCUUAAUAUAAUUUUGGUUUCUUUGGAAUUUACGCCUGCAAAAGCGUGUAAAAUUAAUAAAAUUAACAAAUUAUCUAAAGUUUAUAUAACAAAACAAUAUUUAUACAUACAUACAUAUGUACUUUUAUGUAAAGCAUACUCUAUAAGGUAGUGAGACAAAAAGUUAACACAAACAGACAUAUUUAAAGCAAAACAAAAAAAAUUAUAAAAAAAAACAAAAACAAAAUUAUACAUUGUAAAAAAAUUGUAUAAGUGCAUACAAAAUUUCUAUUUAGGUAAAAGCAACAGCAAAAAAAAAAUAUGAAAAACUUUAGAAAUAGCAAGCAUGAAAAGGUUUAGCAAGAAAAGUUUAGGAAAAAACACUUUUAGGCAAAAAAAAAAACAGAAAAAAAAUAUUUCGAUAAUGAAAAUAUAUACACACAUACUAACAUAAGAAUACAAAUGCAUAUAUAAGUCUUGCACAAUACAUGCAUACAUACAUAUGUGCACAGGCCCCCGCUGACGUUAUAGUAACCCCUGCUAGGAGCAACCGCUAAGAAAAAGCAACAACAAAUUUUGACUUGCUUAUAUGAUAUGAAAAUUAAAUUAGUUUUUUUUAUUAAUAUGAGAAAAAAUUUGUAUUGAGGGCUUAAAAUUUGAGGUGUAGAAAUGUUUUGCUCCAAAUUUUAUGGAAGAAUUCAAAAUAUUUUGUUUAAUUUUCGCUUUUUGCUUAUGUUGCAAAUUUUUACGAAGACCAGCAUUUUCCACGGUUUUAUUGCAUACAUUUGGGCGCUUAAGCUCAAAGCUUUUGCUUUCACGUGAUAUGCUACUUCAAAGCUUUCUCCAGCUAAAAGCUUUCAAGUUUACAUUUUCUAAAAGAAACUUUUAAGCUAAAGCUUUCAGUAAAACUUUUUCGGUAUUCACAUCCUUAUUUUACCAAAUUUAAAAGCUUAAGUAUAUUACGUAUAUACUAAUUUUCAUAACAAAACUCUACUUUUUGCGACACAUUGAAUAUAAGAGCUCGACUAUACAUAUGUACUUUCUGAUUUUCUAAACUUAUUUCUACUAUUUCGGAUAUAUUAUUUAAAAAAUUUUUUCUGAGUGCAUUCGGAAAAAUUUAAAUUUAUUUUUCGUUUCAAAGAGCUUUUGAAAAGUUGUAAGUAUUUAUUUCACCUUUCCACUAGCUUUUGAAUAGUUGCAAGUAUUUUUUAAAAAUACUAUUUGAAAUAUUUUCGAAACAUUAUUUAAUCUGAAAAAGAAGCUUUUAGGCUUAAUUCUGAUAAAAUUUUCGUUUCGGAGCUUUUAUGGUAUAAAAAAUAAUGUGAAAAGUCUUAAAAGCUAAAUUCUUAAAAAUAUUAAUUUUAACUCGUAUGCAUGCGAGUACUCUUUGCCUUGUCAAGAAAGCUAUAUAAAAUUUUUUUAAAUUUUUUUAAGCUUUUCAAAAAAGCUUCCUACUUUUUAACCGCAGUGGUCAAAAUUUGUUCAUAAAGUUUUUGAACUGAUAGCUUUCGACACUUUCAAAAGGCUGCAAGCUGAGUUGUACAUGAAGCUUAAAGUUGUAUUUUCCCAAAGAUUUUUCCCAAACAAGCUUUCAUAUGCUUCAACCAAUAAAACGAAUUCUUUCUGUGAAUGUUACCAGUUAAAUUAACUGAGUUCUACAGGAAACUUAAAGCUGUGCAUCACAAAAGCUUUUCGCAAACAAGCUUUCAUAUACUUCAUGCGUAAAUGUUUACAGUAAAAUUGUCUGAAUAAAGGUUGUUUACUUUUAAUAAGCUGCGAGACGAAUUCUAUAUGAAGCUUAAAGUUGUGCUUUCACAAAAGCUUUCACCAAACAAACCUUCAUUUCCUGCCUGAAUAUAUGCAGUAAAGCUGUUGGAAUAAAGGAAAAUCACAUUAUAUGUUGUCUUCUUGAAAGUUUGGGGUUAAAAAUAACUUUUAGUUUUUAUAAACUUUAUUUUGAAAUUACGUUGCCAUUUCUCUCCCUGCCCCGAUAUGCCAAAUUAAAAAUUGCUGCUUUCUUAUUUCUUAUAAAAUAUUUUUCCAAUAUAUGUAUAAUAAUUAAUUUACUAUAUAAUUUUUCUCUAAUUUCGCUGGCGCGCAUAACAGUUAAAACAGAUGCUGGUUCGCUGGCGUUGAAUAGCUAAGGUAUAAACAAAUAAAAUGUGUUAAAAAAGAUCUCAAAAUUAUUAUCGUAUUAAAUAAUGAUGAAAUGGUGGAACGCGUAUGUGUAAGGUAAUAAACGAAAAAGCAAAAAUAAUAAUAAAAGAAAACAAAAACAAUUGCAAAAAAAUUGUUAUAAAAAGGAAUUAAGUUAAGCCAUUCAGCGCCACUGCUGCAGCAUCGCAACAAAAAAAACGAACAUAAACUAAAAUUUUUCCGCUGAUGCGACAUUGAUUACUGAAAAAACUACUUUUUAACGCACUGCACCUUUUUAAUUUUUUUUAUGAAUAUUGCGCCACUAGAGUCUCGUUAAAUUUAAGCUUACCUAACUAUAUACACGGAAGUAAAACAAACCUUAGGCAAAAUUCAAAAUUCUAAAUUCAAAAAAGAAGAAGAAGAACUAUAUUAGUAAUAUAAAAAAAACAAAUUACAUAAAAAAACAAGUCAACACGCGUGAAACCCCCUUUCGGCAACAACUUUUGGAUAAACAAUUUGGCUGUGAUAGUGUUAAAAAGUACAUUCAUGAGAAAUAAAAUUGAAUGUGUGUGUAAAAAAAACAUUUUAGCGUAAUUAGAAUUAUUAUAAUUUCUCUCUCAUUUUAUAAACUAUACAAAUAUAUUAUAAUUUUUCCAAAUUUUUUAGGCAGUAUUAAAUUUAUGAUAAAUAUUUAAAAAUUAAUAAUAAUAAUAAUUAAAGAGAAAAGCGAAAAUGUGAUGUUAAAAAUUUUUUAAUUCGAAAUUAUUGCGAUAACAUGUAGACUUAAAGCAACAACAAAAACAACCAAUGCACAAAACCCAACACACUGAUAAAAUAUAAAAAAAUUAAAAUUAAAUUUUAGGCAAGCCAGCAAUGCGAAGCUAAAGUAACCUAAAUGAUAUGUAUACAUAUAUAUGUAUAAAAUAUAUAUAUAUAUAUAUGAAAGAAAAACAAAAUUGUGAUUUUCGGCCUUUUAUGCAAAAUUAAACUUUUAGGCAAACUUAUAAAAAUAAAUUAGUAAUAAAUAAUAAUAAAAUAAAUAUUUAAUAUAUAAAUUAAAAAAAAAUUGGUGCGUAGCGUAAACGCAAUUAAAAGCAAAUGGAAAAUUGCGUAAAAAAUUUUUAACAAACAUAUUGCGGCGUUACAAAUUAUGAAAGCUUUAGAAAGCUUCAAUAUUUGAAAAGAAAUAUGAAAGCUUUAGAAAAGCUUCAUUAUUUGCAAAAAAAAAUUAUGCAAGCUUUAAAAAAGCUUUAGCAUUGGCACAAAAGUUUUGAAAGCUUCAGAAAAGCUUCCAGAUUUCCAUAAAAAUUAUGAAAGCUUCAGAAAAGCUGCAAGAUUGGCGCACAAAAGUUUUUAAAGCUUAAGAAAAGCUUCUACAUUUGCUUAAAAAUUAUGAAAGCUUGGAAAAGCUUCUACAUUUGCAUAAGAAUUAUGAAAGCUUCAGCAAAGCUUCAAUAUUGGCACGUAAAAGCAUUGAAGUGCGAACGAGUCGUGACAGAAAGAUCUCAAAAUUAAGCAUAUUAAAGAAUUUCAAUAAUUUCAUGCGUAAAUAUAUACAUAUAUUUUUAUAUAAUUUGUGCGCAAUUUUUUUGUAUUUUUUUUUAAUAUAAAAAUGUGUAAGUGCGCGUAAAAAGUAGUUUUCGCCGUCUCUGCUAAAUAAUUUAUAUUUUUUUUAAGUUUUUGCUAAAGAAAAUGUUUGUGUAUGCUAAAACAUUCCAUACAAUUAGCUUAUGUCUUCAAUUUGUCAAAAAAAAAUGUUCGUUCAAAAAUAAUUCACAAUAAAAAUAACUGUUAAGUGCGCCAGCAAGACAAGUUGCAAGCAGCACAUAUUUUUUUAGUGUUAUGUAAAGUUAAAAUUUUUAUUUACUCUUUUCAUGCCACGUAUUUUCUAUUUCUAUUUUAAUGAUGUGUACAUAUUUACUUAUUUUUGUAAAAAAAAAAUAUUUUUAAAAUUACUACUUUUUGCUUACAAAAAAAUUUUCAAGCUAAUAAUAAGCAGCGAAAAUAUUAUGAUAUAUUUUAGGUUUUUUUCUUGUGUUAAUUUCGUAAAAAAAACAAAAAAUUUAUUUUUUGAAUAUUGUUAAAAAUUUUAAUUUUCAAAAAAAUCAAACUAAAAAUUCAAAAUUUUACCACACUAAAACACACACACACAUGUCCCCAAGAAACGUGUACACACUUUUCCAAGUAACACGCCUCACACAAACUACUUAUCUAUCUAUACAUACACAACACCAACAACAAUCGCCACGAUGAAUUUGUAAUGUUAAUUAAUUAUUAAAUAAACCGUUAAUUUUAACAAAGCGUAUAAAACAAGAAGCGACUUAGCCAUAAGCCAUUGUUAUUUGAGUAAACGUUAAAUGAUUUAAAAAUCCAAAUGAAAUAAAAAUAAAAGAUAUCAAGAAAUGAAAACAAUAAAAAACAAAAACAAACAA
Bactrocera neohumeralis is the source of this 11567-nucleotide messenger RNA. RefSeq names its product transcription factor Sp8-like. The transcript is spliced from 2 exons. Bases 1 to 1068 code for a protein of 355 amino acids. The record is from RefSeq and is a predicted model, not a curated record. Gene Ontology annotation, cellular component: nucleus. Lineage: Eukaryota; Metazoa; Arthropoda; Insecta; Diptera; Tephritidae.